This is a messenger RNA of Diabrotica balteata, 779 nucleotides long. The record is from the annotation of a GenBank genome assembly. Lineage: Eukaryota; Metazoa; Arthropoda; Insecta; Coleoptera; Chrysomelidae.
AAAACGUAAAUGUGAAAAUGUUCAAUGUUGACAGAACUUUUAUCAAAAAUUAAAAUAUACAAUUAUAUUAAUAAUUAAUUAUAAUAGUGUGUGCUUACGUGUGAUACAUGAUCCCUUUUUUGCCUCGGUUAAAUGUUAAUACCUUUGUAAAUAUUUUCUUAGGAUUUUGCAAAUCAAAACAUAUUUUUCAUAUUUCUACACGUCAUUACCACAAUGAACCCCUUGGAUAGUUUGUGGGUUCUUCAAUAUUAAGGUAAAUAACGGUCUAUAAAAUGCAAUCUAAUUUAAAAACUAAGGAGAUGUUUAUUUUGCGAGCGCUAGAAAAAAUCUUGAAUGAUAAAGAAAUCAAAAGAUCCUACCAUUCCCAACUGAAAAGAGCCUGUGAAGCUGCUCUAGGAGUUCAACUUCAAAUAAUCAAAGCUCUUCUAACAGUGGUCACCAGUCAGUAUGUUGAAGUCCAUGAAGGUACUGUUCUCAUGGCAGUUCGUACAUGUUAUAACAUUUUCCUUGCCAGCAAAAACCUGGUCAAUCAAACAACAGCUAGAGCCACCUUGACGCAAAUGUUAAAUGUGAUUUUCACAAGGAUGGAGAACCAAGCUUUAGAGGCAGAAGUGAAUGCUGAAAUACAGAAUAAUGCUAUUAAUACAAGUCAGAACGAGAAGGUCAUAAUUGAAAAUGAUAUUAAAUCUAUGAAAUCUUUGAAAGUUGAAGAUGAGGUAAGUAGAAUUAAAAAGUUUUAUUUUGAAUUAUCAUCUUACCAUCAUGAUACUAAUAAAUAA